This is a messenger RNA of Fimicolochytrium jonesii, 1257 nucleotides long. RefSeq lists its product as uncharacterized. The transcript is spliced from 2 exons. The record is from RefSeq and is a predicted model, not a curated record. The coding region runs from base 87 to 1250 and encodes 387 amino acids. Lineage: Eukaryota; Fungi; Chytridiomycota; Chytridiomycetes; Spizellomycetales; Powellomycetaceae.
AAUUCACCUGCUACCCAACCCCGCCCCAGAAUCUGUAGUUCACCGGGUUCCAUUCGCUCUCAUAUCCUCCAAGCUUUCGUCGCAAAAUGGACUGCGAAGCGGCCCCGGUCGGUAUCCCCUUACAAGACCAGGCGACAGCCAAGUCGUGGUUCUACGAGAACCAGGCACCUUCACCGGUCCUCGGAGGCCAAGGCGGGGUCGUCUUUCCGGCAAACACUAGUGUCAUCGGAAUCAAUAUGACUUCACAUUUCUCCUCUUGCUCGCUCGGGUCGCCCCGUCUAUACCGAUUCAGUCCGAGCCUGCACUUCAACACUUGGCCACUCACGUUCAAUGUCCGGCUCCGCCUAAGCCCGUAUCCCGGCUCAUGCGCCAAUUUCAACGACACAGUACUGUCCGUUCCCCGCAAGUACAGUGUCACUGGCGACUUUGGCGGCACCCAGGUCGAACCUUUCAAAAACUUCCAGUCCGAUUCCCCGAAUUUCCACAAAUCGUUUAUCGAGUCUCCCGACGUAUACGCCCUGGAGAUCUUCAACAUCACGCCGUCGACCGCGCCUGUUGAGAUCACGAAUUUCCAGAUGGAACCUUACACGCCAUGCCCACCAAAACCCGGCGGCACCACCUCAACAAAACUGCUGAUCCUCUGCAUGGUAGUGGCAGGCGUGUUUAUCGCCUCGGCGUUCAUGUCGUGCAUAUGUUUCAGGCGACCACCGAAAGGGAGGAGAGCAGCGGGCGUCGGGUCUCGGGAUAUCGAGCUGACGACACCGCCGGAUUACUCGGUCGAUGCGCCUUAUAAUUCGGUGCGCCCGCUGGCGGAGGACGCGCUGCCGCCGUAUGUUCCGCCGGCCAAGGACGGGGGAGAGGGGGAGUAUGCGCCGGAUAUGUUGACUGAGGAUCAGCUUCCGGAGGCGCCGGAGUAUACUGAGAUACAUUCUGGGACGGGACAUGAUGGAACGACGACGGGUGUACCGGGGCAUGUUGUCCGCGGCGGAGCAGGAGAGGGGCUUGAUGUCGAGAACCCCAUCGAUGUUUCAAUACCCGCACAUGUGGUAACGAUACCAGACGACGUACCGCCGGACUUUGACCUACCCCCACCGACGACCAGUACUACAGACCCACGGGACGCAGAACCUUACGCAACCGCGAUACCAGUGCGAGAACACGAUCCCCAUAUUCCGAUAUCACCCACUUACCACAGGCGCAACAACAUGCGUAACUCUCUGAGUUUGUCAAAUCCCCACCAUGUCGCCUGACGACGAA